This is a messenger RNA of Orcinus orca (killer whale), 4291 nucleotides long. It is a transcript of the gene FOXP3, whose product is annotated as forkhead box P3. Gene Ontology annotation, cellular component: nucleus. Bases 1782 to 3248 code for a protein of 488 amino acids. Gene Ontology annotation, biological process: regulation of transcription by RNA polymerase II. Gene Ontology annotation, molecular function: DNA-binding transcription repressor activity, RNA polymerase II-specific; RNA polymerase II cis-regulatory region sequence-specific DNA binding. NCBI's taxonomy places the organism in Eukaryota, Metazoa, Chordata, Mammalia, Artiodactyla, Delphinidae. The record is from RefSeq and is a predicted model, not a curated record. The transcript is spliced from 11 exons.
AUCUUGCCCGGCCGCCACCGCCAUCUUGCCCGCCCCGGGCCCGCCCCACGGCCGGUAGCGGCGCAGCUGCGCCAGCGGCAGCCCCAGGGCCUCGUCGGCGAACAGCACCCUCCGCGGGGCCACCGCUGCCUCGACUGAGGCCUGAAGCCAGUCUUGCAGACGGGUUGGAGUGGACAUUGGAUGACAGAACUCUGGGUCAUGCAGGGCACUGGAGAGCCAAGGGCAGGGAGUCUCAGCCACAGCCUGUCAGGAGAAGCCCCUGGGGGCUGGUCUCCCCUGUUGACCAUUGGUUGGAGGGGGUGCCUGCGGAGGUGAGGAAAUGCAGCCGCCAAGUCUUGGACAACCUGAAACCUUCAAGCCCCCAGAAGAAUCUCCAAAUCUCAGAACCUCCCUAUCAUUGCAGCCUAGAAUUUAAAACCUGAGACCGUUGUGCUCAAGGAAACCUGGCGGUUUCAAAGCCCAGCACCAAUGGAACGCAGGGCCCCUAUCCUCCAGCUCUGUGAUAUUGGGCAAGUUGCCCGACUACUUCGUGCCUCCGUUUUCCCCAUCUGUAUAACGGCCAUGACGACAAGAUGGAAAUCCAAGGGCUGUGGUGAGGAUUGAACACGAUAAUUGUGAAAAGUGUUCGGCGGUGCAUCUGGCACAUGGAAAAUCUGAGAAAUUGUCGGCUACGGGGAUGAUGGUGGAUAUUUAGAAUCCUAAAUCCUUGGAAACUGGGACUUUUCGAAGUAGAAAAUCGCAAAGGCUGAGGGCCUCAGAAGCAUCGGGCCAUGGUGUCCCUGACCAUGAGAAGGUUGGGGUCCCAACGAGCCUCUCUAGGCUUUGUGAGGAUGGAUUCAUUAAUACUGGGGCCUGGUUGGGACCUUCCCCUCUGGGUCAGAGCUCUCAGGCCCUAAGAUGUAAUGAGGCAAGACUUUUCUCCCUUUCCUCACUCAGUGAUGUUCAGUGGAUUCUGGGAGCCAAUGAUUCUCAGACUCUUGGAUUCUGUGAAUUGUCGGGGGUAGGGAGGGACUCCCUGAUUUUUUCUCCAUGAAGUAAUUUCCAUGCCUCUCACCCUCUGUGAGAAGAUGGGUUGCAAGAGUAUCCGGAGCUCCCACCCCUGGGCAGUAAGACCGUGAUGACCGUAUCAAUUCCACUUAAGGGGAAACUGAGGCCUGGACCAGAGCAAGGCCUCUGGAAACGCAGCCCUAUUCCAUUUCUUUCCCUGGUGUUUCCCAUCCACAUGUAGCAUCUCAGUUCCUUUCUUCCUUUCCCCAGAGACCCUCAAAUAUCCCCUCACUCACAGAGUGGCAUCUCUCCCUGCCUGGGAUGUCCCUGUGAUUUGAGUUCUUUUCCCUUUUUUUCUAACUCUACACACUUUUGUUUUAAAAACUGUAGUUUCUCAUGAGCCCUGUUAUCUCAUUGAUACCUCUCACCUCUGUAGUGAGGGGAAGAAAUCAUAUUUUCAGAUGACUCGUAAAGGGCAAACAAAAAACCCAAAAUUUCAAAAUUUCCGUUUAAGUCUCAUAAUCAAGAAGAGGAGAAACAGAGCGAGCGAGUGAGAGAGAGAGCGAGAGAGAAAAAACUAUGAGAACCCCCCCCACCCCGUGAUUAUCAGCGUACACACUCAUCGAAAAAAAAAAUUGGAUUAUUAGAAGAGAGAGGUCUGUGGCUUCCACACCGUGGUUUUUCUUCUCGGUAUAAAAGCAAAGUUGUUUUUGAUAUGUGACAGUUUCCCACAAGCCAGGCUGAUCCUUUUCUGUCAGUCCACUUCACCAAGCCUGCCCUCGGACAAGGACCCAAUGCCCAACCCCAGGCCAGCCAAGCCCUUGGCCCCUUCCUUGGUACUCAGCCCAUCCCCAGGAGCCUUGCCCAGCUGGAGGGCUGCACCCAAGGCCUCAGACCAGCUGGGAGCCAAGGGCCCAGGGACAACCUUCCAGGGCCGGGACCUCCGAGGUGGGGCUCACGCCUCCUCUUCCUCCUUGAACCCCAUGCCACCAUCGCAGCUGCAGCUGCCCACAGUGCCCCUCGUCAUGGUGGCACCCUCUGGAGCACGGCUGGGUCCCUCGCCCCACUUGCAGGCACUCCUCCAGGACAGGCCACACUUUGUGCACCAGCUCUCAACGGUGGAUGCCCAUGCCCGGACCCCUGUGCUGCAGGUGCGCCCACUGGACAGCCCAGCUAUGAUCAGCCUCCCGCCACCCACUGCUGCUACGGGGGUCUUCUCCCUCAAGGCCCGGCCCGGCCUGCCACCUGGGAUCAACGUGGCCAGCCUGGAAUGGGUGUCCAGGGAGCCAGCACUGCUCUGCACCUUCCCAAGCCCCGGUGUGCCCAGGAAGGACAGGUCAGUGUGCAGGGCUGGGAAGGACCCUUGCCCUGCCAUCCCCUCCUCUGACACACUUUGUCCCCCCAGCACCCUUUCAACCAUGCCCCAGGGCUCCUACUCACUGCUAGCAAAUGGUGUCUGCAAGUGGCCCGGAUGUGAGAAGGUCUUCGAGGAGCCAGAGGACUUCCUCAAGCACUGCCAGGCAGACCAUCUCCUGGAUGAGAAGGGCAGGGCACAGUGUCUCCUCCAGAGGGAGGUGGUGCAGUCUCUGGAGCAACAGCUGGUGCUGGAGAAGGAGAAGCUGGGUGCUAUGCAAGCCCACCUGGCUGGGAAGAUGGCCCCAACCAAGGCUCCAUCCACGGCAUCAUCCGACAAGGGCUCCUGCUGUAUCGUAGCCACUGGCACCCCGGGCACCACUGUCCCAGCCUGGCCGGGUCCCCAAGAGGCCCCUGAAGGCCUGUUUGCUGUGCGGAGGCACCUCUGGGGCAGCCAUGCAAACAGCACGAUCCCAGAGUUCUUCCACAACAUGGACUACUUCAAGUUUCACAACAUGCGGCCCCCUUUCACCUAUGCCACCCUCAUCCGCUGGGCCAUCCUGGAGGCUCCCGAGAAGCAGCGGACACUCAACGAGAUCUAUCACUGGUUCACACACAUGUUCGCCUUCUUCAGAAACCACCCUGCCACCUGGAAGGUGAGCACCUCCGGAGGUGGCAGUGGCUGGGAGGGCCUCAAAUGCCACUGCGGUGCUGGGUCAAGUUCAGGAAUGGGCGGGCCUGGGACUGGGCUUGUAGGCAUGUUGAGAAAGGGCAGGAGGUCGAUUUUUGGUGGGGACUGCUGGCCUCAGAGGAUGACUGCCUGCCUGCUCCCCUCCCCAACGUCCCCGGCCCGGCUGGCUGGUCCUCCUUCCACAGAACGCCAUCCGCCACAACCUGAGCCUGCAUAAGUGCUUCGUGCGCGUGGAGAGUGAGAAGGGGGCCGUGUGGACCGUGGAUGAGUUUGAGUUCCGCAAGAAGAGGAGCCAGAGGCCCAGCAGGUGUUCCAACCCCACACCCAGCUCCUGACCUCAAAGCCAAGGAAAGAAGGAAGGACAGGGGCCAAAACGGGGGAGUAGAAGUGGCUGGAGGCAGGGGUGACCGGCCCUGAACGUCCCUGCAGGGACCAAGAAGUAAGGUGUGCACCAUCUUGCUGGCCAGGGACCCUGCUCCCCAGCUGACUGCCCUCCUGGAUCACAUGCUCUGCACCAAGGCUGCUCAGAGGGACCUUGGCCCCAACCCCACACCCCCGCCCCAGCCCCCUGCGACCGGCUCUCCAGCCAAACUGAGCCUUCACAACCGACCACACACACAGCCUGCCUCAGUCGCUCUCACAGAUGACCUUAGGGCUGGAAAGGACACAGAGAGUCGCAAUCCUGUCCCUUGGACUCAAUACAAACCCUAAAACACGAAGAGCCUGCCUCAGUACACUCACACCACCUCAAAUCCGCAGUCACACAAACAGUCACACCCGAGCACAGUCCUGUCAACCCACAUGCCCCAAAGCACACACCCGUAGCCAGCUUCCAGGCCCACAGGUGCAGCGUCACACGGGGCAUGCCCAGACACCCGCACAGAAGCAGCCUCGGUACCUUCAGGAUCUCAGGUCCCAGAAAGCCACACAGACACAUGCUGGUCACACACGGUAUCACACAGCUCCCGACACAGACGCUCGGUCGCACAGACUUUCUGAACUCACCUGCAUAUCUCACACACCCACAAAGCACCCCAGUGGGCGUCCUGAGUCCCACGCAGACACCCAGGGCCAUGCACACCGACUCACCAAAUGUACCCAGUGUCUCACCUGCCACCCGCCCCCUCCCCCAUCCUGAGCCCUGUGCCCUGUGCCCCCAUCCAUGCCUCAGCUUAGACUGCAGACAGAGCCCCUCAUUUAUUUGAGAUCCAAGGCCCCAACCCCCAGCACCCUCCGCAAUAAACUGCAGCUGAGCUUCCA